Molecule: messenger RNA, 246 nt
Organism: Penicillium coprophilum
Lineage: Eukaryota; Fungi; Ascomycota; Eurotiomycetes; Eurotiales; Aspergillaceae
Exons: 1
Coding region: 1-246 (81 amino acids)
Source: RefSeq, a predicted model, not a curated record
AUGGAUAGUGACCGUAUAAAGUUUCCCUGCCUGUUGUCGCGAGCAUCGCGAGUAAUCAUCGCCAACUCUCCACUCAAUGAAUCCCUCGUCACCACCGCAUGGCUCGCUCCUGGCAAUUUGCCCCUAAAUGAUGACAAACAUCUUUGCUCAGGGAGCUUCGAUGAUAAGAGCGCUGAUCAAUAUGGCACGGAUCUCACAGAGCCAGAUGAAAGAGAUGAUCAGCUAAAGGAUGCAGAUGUCACGUAG